GUGAAAAGUUGUCGAAGUUGUCGUAACACCAAGUUUUCACGAGCUGCAGUGUACCAAAAAGGGGACCGAAAAUGGCCUCGCUAUUGAAACUUUCCUCUGCCCUGCGGCGCCAAACGAUAGUGGCCGGUGCUCGCGCCGGUUCGUCCUACGCGGCCGCCUUCCGUUCCGCCCUUUCGAACGAACCCGCCACCGAGGUAACCACUCUGGACAGCGGACUGCGUGUAGCAAGUGAAACCCUGCCGACGAAUGUGGCCACCGUUGGAUUGUUUCUCGAUGCCGGCGCUCGAUACGAGGACAAGGAAAACAACGGUACGGCGAACUUUUUCGAACACGUAGCUUUUAAGGGAACGACCAAACGAUCACAGGCUGCGCUGGAACAGGAGGUGGAGAACCUCGGUGCUCAGCUCGACGCAAAAACUGGUCGCGAGCGUACCGUGUUCACCGCGCGUUGCCUCUCCAAGGAUGUACCGAAGCUGGUAGAGAUUCUGUCUGACGUCGUGCAGAACCCGAAGCUGGAUGAUGCCGAUGUGAAGCGCGCCCGUGAAGUUAUCCUCGGCGAGAUCGAACAGGUGGACGCGAGCAACCUGCGCAAGGUGGUCUUUGACCAUCUGCACUCCACCGCCUUCCAGGGCACGUCCCUCGGCAACAGCGUCUACGGACCGAGCUCCAACAUCCGUUCUAUCAAGGGUGAUGAUCUGCGCGGUUAUGUCAACUCCCACUUUAAGGCUCCCCGGAUGGUGCUGGCCGUGGCCGGUGACGUUCGUCAGUCGGAGCUGGAGAAGCUGGCAGACAAGCACCUCGGAAAGGUGGAGUCGACGUUCGAUGGCAAGCCACCGCAGCUGACGGCAGUGCGCUUCACUGGCUCGGAAGUGCGCGUCCGCGACGACUCGAUCCCGCUGGCGCACGUUGCCGUAGCCGUCGAAGGAUGCGGUGUAAACGACUCCGAUGCAUUGGCUCUGUCGGUUGCCAGCACUCUCAUUGGUACCUGGGAUCGCACAUUCGGCGGUGGUGUGAACAACGCCUCUAAGUUGGCCGUCGCCUCCGCGCACGACAAGUUGUGCCACAACUUCCAGUCGUUCAACAAGAUGUACCGUGACACCGGCCUGUGGGGCAUCUACUUCGAGUGCGAUCCACUGCUGUGCGAGGACAUGCUGUUCAACGUGCAGAACGAAUGGAUGCGCCUGUGCACGAUGGUCACCGAUGGCGAGGUAGAGCGUGCGAAGCGCCAGCUGAAGACCCGCCUUCUGGCGAAGCUCGAAGGACCUCAGGCGAUCUGCAAGGACAUUGGUCGUCAGGUUUUGGAGAGCGGACGCCGUGAGCCACUCCAUGAGGUCGAGCGACGCCUGGAGAACGUGACCGCACAGAAUGUGCGUGAGGUUGGAAUGAAGUACAUCUUUGACCGCUGCCCAGCCGUUGCUGCCGUAGGACCGGUCGAGAACUUGCCGGAUUACAUGCGCAUCCGUUCGUCCAUGUCAUGGGUCAGAUUGUAAGCGAGCGGAAGAAUAUCUACUAUCUUCUUCGGCUUAAAUUGUGUAGCAAUUUAAUAAAUCGUAUGUGUUAUCGGUGAAAAAUUGUAUUGUCAUUUUGAU
This is a messenger RNA of Anopheles coustani, 1589 nucleotides long. RefSeq names its product mitochondrial-processing peptidase subunit beta-like. The record is from RefSeq and is a predicted model, not a curated record. The transcript has a single exon. Gene Ontology annotation, cellular component: mitochondrion. Gene Ontology annotation, molecular function: metalloendopeptidase activity; metal ion binding. Lineage: Eukaryota; Metazoa; Arthropoda; Insecta; Diptera; Culicidae. The coding region runs from base 72 to 1490 and encodes 472 amino acids.